CGAGCAGCCAUGGCCAGCCCGUCCUCGUCCACCGCUCCGCCGUCCGCCUCGGUCGACCACCUCGCGCACGGCAUCCGCGCACUCGCCCUCAAGAGGUGGGCUGACGCCUGCGACCACCUCGCCCUCGCCGUCGAGCACUCCACCAGCACGUACGGCGACCUCUCGCCCGAGAACGUCGACGCCCUCGUCCUCUACGGCAAGGCCCUCCUCGGCAGCGCCAUCGCCCAGAGUGCCGUCCUCGGCGGCGCCGCUCCCAACGACAACCCGGCCGACGCUCCCUCGACCGCCGCUGCCGCCGGCCCGUCCGCGUCGGCCUCUUCCGCCUCGAACGCGGCGGCCGGGCCCUCGAACCACAAGUUCCACUUUGGCGGCGACGCCGAGGACGACGACGAGGGCGAGGGCGAGGGCGCGGACGGUGCGGGUGACGGAGAGGGCGAGGACGAGGGCGGCGAGGGCGAGGACGGUGCGCCGGGGGCCGACCGCGAGGACGACCUCGAGUCGGCGUUCCAGGUGCUCGACAUGGCCAGGGCCAUCAUGCAGAAGGAGGUCGACGCGACCGAGAGCGCCCUCAAGGCUGCCGUCGAGCAUGGGGCCAAGGACAAGUCGGACCGGCUCAUGGCGUCGAGGAGGACCGAGAAGGAGAAGCUCGCCGAGGUGCACCGCUUGCUCGGCGAUGUCGCUACCGAGUCCGAGCAAUUCGAGCCGGCCGUCACCGAGUACUCGGCGGCGCUCUCGGCCCUGUCGACCGUGGUCGCGCCUCACGACCGCGCCCUGUCCGAGCUGCACAUGCUCAUCGCGCUCGCGCUCGACUUUGUCCCCAACGGGACCGAGCGCGCCGUCGAGCACGCCGAGCAGGCCAAGGCCGUCCUCGUCCUCAAGCUCGCCGAGCUCGAGAAGGCGCCCGAGGCCGACAGGGACGACAAGAUCAAGCGCGAGAUUGACGACAUCAAGGGCCUCCUCGGCGACGUCGACAUGAAGAUCGAGGACCUGCGCACCGUGCCGACCGCGCCCGCCCCGACCGCCGCCGACUCGGCCCUCGAGGCCCUCCUGCGCCAGUCGCAGGGCGUCGUCGCCCAGCAGCAGCAGAGCGGCAGCGUCAACGACCUGAGCGGGCUCGUCAAGCGCAAGAAGAAGGCGCCCGAGGCGGCCGUCGUCCAGGAGGAGGUCAAGGUCGAGGGCGAGGCUGCCAAGGGCGGCAACGAGGAGAACGUCGUCAGGCUCGAGGUCGGCGUCAAGGAGGAGGAGCCGGCGGGCAAGGGCGAGGACGAGGUCGAUGCGGCGGCGCCGGCGCCGAAGCGCAAGGCCGAGGACGGCGAGGGCGAGACCGAGGCGAAGAAGGCCAAGGUCGAGCAGUGAGGCGCAGUGCGCCUCUAGACGAGCUUGAUGCAACGCGAUCUGUGC
Messenger RNA from Rhodotorula graminis WP1, 1401 nucleotides. RefSeq lists its product as uncharacterized. Gene Ontology annotation, molecular function: histone binding. The record is from RefSeq and is a predicted model, not a curated record. The coding region runs from base 10 to 1356 and encodes 448 amino acids. Lineage: Eukaryota; Fungi; Basidiomycota; Microbotryomycetes; Sporidiobolales; Sporidiobolaceae. Gene Ontology annotation, cellular component: nucleoplasm. The transcript has 6 exons. Gene Ontology annotation, biological process: DNA replication-dependent chromatin assembly; CENP-A containing chromatin assembly.